Mesitornis unicolor (brown roatelo) is the source of this 1664-nucleotide messenger RNA. RefSeq names its product raftlin, lipid raft linker 1 (gene RFTN1). The record is from RefSeq and is a predicted model, not a curated record. Lineage: Eukaryota; Metazoa; Chordata; Aves; Mesitornithiformes; Mesitornithidae. The transcript has 8 exons. The annotation marks the transcript as partial.
CUGAGCUGCCAGGAUCAUCUGCAAUCAAGCUCUCCUCCUUGCGGGAUCUUCCGGCUCAGCUGCAAGAAUUGUACCAGCAGGGCUUCAUCUUGGCUGCUGUCCACCCUUUCGUGCAACCAACUGAUGAAAAAGAGAAAACUCCCCAGGAACAAAUCUUCAGGGCUGUGCUUAUCAAGAAAACAGAAAGGUCUUCAAAAGGUGAUGUCCAUAGUGAAGGAUAUGUCUUGGAGGUAGAGUGCUGCUCGUCUUUAAACCAACUUUCUGACAAAAAGGAGAUACCUGAUUUUAUUAAGAAAAUUCAAGAUGCUGCAAGUCAAGGCUUGAAAUUUGUUGGAAUUAUACCUCAGUACCAUUCCCAAAAGAACUGUCUUGUCAGCACCUCCCUGACACCCGCCAGUAACAACUCUGUGCAAUCAAGAGAUAAUAAAAAUGUUUCGAAUUACCCUGAGGAUCAUGCUUCACCGGAUGGCGAGAAAAUAGAUGGCAUUAAUGGAUGCGGUACUCCAGCACCGAGUGAGGAAAGUGCUGACCAAUGUGCCACAUCCAGGGAGGGCUGCAGAGGUGAAGGACAGGCUACCGACGAGCUGAAUCUCAAGUCUGCGAAGGGAAACGAAGAGCAGUUUGAACAUGCGAGCCCAAGUGUAACAGAAGCAGUAGACAAGCCAAAUGGGCUUGCAGAGAGCGAAACACCAGCACGAUGCUUAAAACCACUCACUGGCAAAGCAGAGAUCUUUGCUCUUUUCAACAAGCCAAAAACCCCACAAAGAUGCAGCCAGUACUAUACGGUGACUAUCCCUAUGAGGAUCUCCAGGAAUGGGCAGACUGUCAAUGGCUUAGAAGCAAAUUGGCUGGAGCACAUGACAGAUCACUUCAGGAAAGGGGGCUCAUUGGUAAACGCCAUCUUCAGCCUUGGAAUGGUAAAUGAGUCUCUACAUGGGACAAUGGAUGGAGUAUUUCUCUUUGAAGAUGUUGCUGUGGAAGACAGUAAAACCAUGCCGGGCUAUGACGCAAUUGUUGUAGAGCAGUGGACUGUCCUGAAGGGAGUUGAAGUGCAGACGGAUUAUGUCCCGCUGCUGAAUUCCCUGGCCAUGUACGGCUGGCAGCUGACGUGCGUGCUUCCCACUCCCAUUGUGAAGACAAACAGGGAGGGGAAUUUAUCUACAAAGCAAAUUGUAUUUCUUCAGAGACCUUCUUUGCCCCAGAAAGCGAAGAAGAAAGAAUCUAAGUUUCACUGGAGGUUCUCCAAAGAAGACAUGCGCAACAAACAAAUGAAGAAAUCUGCAAAGGCCAAAUUAAGCACCAAGGAGAAGCAAAUGGCAGAGAAGAAGCAGGAAUUUGAAGACACAGAGAACACAAGAAACUUAGAAGCACAGAUCUCGGCAGCAGCCAAGCCUGAUGCAGAACAGCAGCUGGAUGAUGUCAUCGGCUUGGGAGAUGAGGUAGCAGAGACCGAUGACAGAGGCACCCAUCACGACGGGGCAUCAGAAGAAACGUGUCCUGUCAGCUGCGAUCCUGAUGACGACAACGCGCGGGUCUGCCCCAGCCAGAGCCCGUCCGGCUGCUGCGUGGACCAGGGGACAGUGGGGGGAGACGGUGCCCCGGUAUCAGAUGGCUGCAACGGCAGCGGUGGGGCAGGGCUGGACGUGGACUGCUCCUGUGAGUAA